CAUCUUCACAAGAACAAUUCACGUCUUUAUCCUAAUCGCUUCCUCAAGUUGCUUCUUUGUCCGCUCUUGAAUCCUCCUCGUAUUCAUCAUCAUUUAGUUCUCUCAAUUCCCAAACUUUCGAUCUUUGGUAUUUUGUUCUUUUGCUCCGCAUAAAGAUUGGUUUUUGGCGUGUUUUUCACAUACCCAUUUCCCGAUAUCACUUCAUUUUGGCUUGUUUUUGGUUAUCUUUUUGGGGAUUUUGCAGAGUCUUUGCAAAUGAAUCCUGGGUUUCUCUAGUAAAAGUUCAAUCUAUGGUAGGCAUUUGUUUCCUUCAAUCUUUCUCAGUUGUGUUUCUUUAUCAUUUCUAUACGUUUUCAUGAGAAUCACAAUCUAGUCUAUCUUAAUUUCAUCCCCGAUUCCCUUUUCUCUGGAAAAACCCCAUUAGAAAUUCAAUCUGUUUUAGUUUAAUUUAAGAAAAAGUAGAGAAAAUGUCUGGUACGAGGCAGAGUUGGAGCAGCUCUGGGUCAGAGAAUGAUCAAAGAUAUGCAGGGAUAGAUGAGAAGAAGAGGAAGAGGAUGAUAUCGAAUCGGGAAUCGGCGAGGAGGUCAAGGAUGAAGAAACAGAAGCGCGUGGAAGAGUUGACGCUGGAAGUGGGGAGAUUGCAGGCUGCAAAUAGUGCCAUUGUGGGUAGGAUAGAUGAUAUCAGCAAGAAGUAUGAGGUUAUGGCUAUUGAGAAGAGUGUUCUAAAAGCCCAGGAAGUUGAAUUGAGUGAAAGGCUUAAGUACUUGAAUGAUGUGAUGAAGAACACUGGAGUGGGUGAUUCUGGUAAUGCUGCUGCAGAUCCUUUGAUGACUCCAUGGCAGAUUCUGUUCCCAAAGCUUCUUCCCAUUCCUGCUUCUUCCGGCUUGUUCAAAUUCUGAACUCAUUGCUCAUCUUCCCCGGUCAGGGGUACAUGCUAUAUUAGCAUAGACUGAUCUGAAAUUUGAGUAGCCAUUUCAGGAUGACUAUCAUAUUUUACAUGCUUGUUUGACUUUAUUCUGUGGCUCUUUUGAUCCGAAUCUUCUGUUUAUUAGCCUUUUGAUUUGCAA
Messenger RNA from Ipomoea nil (Japanese morning glory), 1067 nucleotides. RefSeq names its product bZIP transcription factor 53-like. NCBI's taxonomy places the organism in Eukaryota, Viridiplantae, Streptophyta, Magnoliopsida, Solanales, Convolvulaceae. Gene Ontology annotation, molecular function: transcription cis-regulatory region binding; DNA-binding transcription factor activity. Bases 468 to 899 code for a protein of 143 amino acids. The transcript has a single exon. Gene Ontology annotation, cellular component: nucleus. Gene Ontology annotation, biological process: positive regulation of DNA-templated transcription. The record is from RefSeq and is a predicted model, not a curated record.